This is a messenger RNA of Musa acuminata subsp. malaccensis (wild Malaysian banana), 1352 nucleotides long. RefSeq names its product probable NADH kinase. Lineage: Eukaryota; Viridiplantae; Streptophyta; Magnoliopsida; Zingiberales; Musaceae. The record is from RefSeq and is a predicted model, not a curated record. Gene Ontology annotation, biological process: NADP+ biosynthetic process; NAD+ metabolic process. Gene Ontology annotation, molecular function: NAD+ kinase activity.
CCCAUCAAACGGUGUAGGAAGCCCGAGCGAGAGGGAGAAGCGCUCAAUUCCUCCCGAGUUUCUCCUCAAUUCCGCUUCGUCUCCUUCCCUAUCCUCGAUCCGCCACGGCUUUUGCCGGCGGCGAAUCUCAAUAGCCGGCCAAGAUGUCGGCAAGGCGCCGCGUCCUGCUUCUGCUCAAGCCUCUCGACGUCUACCCCCCGAGGCCCCCUGCUAUUCCCAAACCGCCCUCCGCCACCUCCUCCACUUCUUCCCUACGUGGGCUAGACCAGAAGAUCUUAAACUAUCUCAAUGACAGGUGCAGGGUGCAUAAGGAUACGAUCAAUUUUUGCCAGGGCGUCUUGCGACGCAAGCCUCUUGAUUGGGAACCUGUAGAACGGAACAAUUUGUCUCAUCCAAUCCGUCGUGCAGAUCUAGUGAUCACUGUUGGUGGAGAUGGUACUCUUUUGCAGGCGAGCCACUUUUUGGAUGACUCGGUUCCAGUUUUAGGAGUGAAUUCCGACCCCACGCAAGUUGAUGAGGUUAAGAAGUUCAGUGAUGAAUUUGAUGCAACAAGAAGCACUGGCUAUCUUUGUGCUGCUACCGCAGGUAACUUUGAGCAGGUGCUAGAUGAAAUUCUCGAGAACCAUAAGCACCCGACUGAACUCACAAGAAUAUCAAUCAACUUGAACAAUCGUCAAUUACCAACCUUUGCUUUGAAUGAUGUUUUGGUUGCACAUCCUUGUCCAGCAUCAGUUUCUCGAUUCUCAUUUCGAAUCAAAAGCAGCAGAGAAGCGAGUUCACAUUUAGUUAACUGCCGAUCAAGUGGUCUUAGAGUUUCUACUGCAGCAGGAUCAACAGCUGCAAUGCUCUCAGCCGGAGGCCAUCCCAUGCCCAUCUCCAGUAAUGGCCUUCAGUACAUGGUGAGGGAGCCGGUUUCACCGAGAUACCUCGACACUCCAUUGAUGCAUGGAUUAUUAGAACCUGAUCAGCUGAUGCACGUCGCAUGGUAUAGUCAAGAAGGUGUCAUAUAUGUUGAUGGCUCGCAUGUCAAGCAUUCAGUUCAGCAUGGAGAUACAAUUGAAAUAUCGUCAUUGGCUCCCAUUUUGAAAGUUUAUCUGCCUCAAAAAGAGCAUCCAUAAACAACUUAUCCUCGUAAUUAAUCGCCUAGUCUGAUUGAUGAAAAUGGAUGUGGUAUUAAUCUUGGAAAUAUGGUGCCAUUGAAGCAGCCUUUUUUUUUCCUUUUUCUUUCAAUAUUAUUGCGUCAAUUUCUUUGAUGUACAAUUUGCUUCCUGAUCAGAAUUAGUAUCAAAAUUCAACUCAAACCUUUUGUACUCUUAUGUAUAAAGAGAAUGCUAAUAGUGUCUUUGCAUGAA